GAGAAGACGGAGAAGGCUGGCGCGUUUACUGCCGGCUAGGCUACCGAAACGACUUCGUUUUGCGUUCGCCCGACUCGAUUUCGCCGUCCUCCGAAUUUCCAUGAGGUUACAUGGGCCUAUAAAUAGCGUAUGCAAGCUGUUUUGCGGUCGCCGGAUGCGACCGGAUGCCUUUACCGACGGUGCCAAACCGGUAAACCAUCUCUACUUCAGGCUACUGACUCGCAUCGUCCGUGCGCCUGAUGCUUCGCCUCAGUGUUACAGGAUCUUUAUUUGUGACAGAAAACGCCGCCCUGCUGCUACCCGGCGCUCUCUCCCGAUAUCUCCGACAACGAAGAGAAAGCAACGUACAGCUCCCUUCAGCAUACAAGAUAUAACUAAAUAUUAAAAAUAUUUUUCUAUCAUAUUUAAAUAUCUAGUUUUAAACACGUGUCAUUUAACGAGAGAUGAAGAGACUGAUGAAGAAUGUGAACGAACGGGAAAGUUAUCUUUCAAAUAAUUCAAAAAACACUUUUUAGCGCAUCAGUGGAUAUGAACACGGGCUUGCUAGGUUAGUCGGGCUCGCUUUGCAAUUAACGUUCAUGGUCAGCCCUGGACAGGGUUAAAGCGCGCGGGUGGUGCGCAGGAUGAAGGAGUGCUGUCGGAUCUGCGCGCGCGAGCUAUGCGGGAACCGGCGGCGGUGGCUCUUCCACCCGGCGGCUAAGCUGCAGGUGCUGCUGUCACACGCACUGGGCAGCGAGCUGCAGCGGGACGGGCGUGGAGAGUUCGCCUGCGGGAAGUGCGCCUUCAUGCUGGAGCGCAUGUACCGCUUCGACACGGUGAUCGCCCGCGUGGAGGCGCUCUCCAUCGAGCGCCUGCACAAACUCCUGACGGAGAAGGACCGCCUCCGCCAGUGCAUCGGCGGAAUGUACCGGAGGCACAACGGCGAGGCGACGCCCACGGGUGACGACGGCAGGCCUGAGAAGGACCGCGCCGGCGGACUGACGGGCCUCCACGACGUGAGGUACUGCGCCCUGCUGCAGGAGGACCUGAUGUAUUCGGAGUACGAGUCGUGGGCGGAGGAUGAGGAACAGGUGGCCGACUGUACCCAUAAUCCCCCGGUCCAGGCGUCGGAGUCGUCGUGGGCGUCGGCGCCGCAGCGGCGGUGCCGAGGCUGCAGUGUGCUGCGUGUGGCCGACUCCGACUACGAGGCCGUGUGCAGGGUGCCCAGGAAGCUGGCGCGGAGCAUUUCCUGCGGCCCGUCCACUCGCUGCUUGCCAAGCGCCUGCGGGGAGGAGCCGACUGCGUCCACCCCCAUGCCAGCCAUCCCGACGUCGGACGCUCCUGCGUCAGACGGCGACAGGACGCCGGCUGGGCCUACGAGCAACUCCGGUGGAUCCGUGGUGUCCCUCACCACCACCCUGGAUGUAGCGCUUUCUGGCAGAGAGGCGGACCGAGACAGGAGGGUGGAGCAGAACUCGGACGGCCACUCGGAGGAGCACUCGGGUCCUGCCCUGGGCUCCCUUGGGACCACCGGCAAACUGGCCCUAGCUCAGUACCUGAUGCACGACUGCACAUACAGGCCCAUUCAGAUUCCACGUGGCAGCAGACUGCCUGUGCUGAUCAGACCUGCAGGCACUGAUGCAAGCAUUAGGCGGGGCAGCCCCGAGUGGGUCCUGAGGACACCCUACUGCGGUAUGGAGUAUGUGGUGGAGGAGGCAGACCCACCAAGGAUCCAGCUGGACGCAGAACCUGAGCUGGCCGAGCUGGAGGAGAUGUGGAAUGAAGCGUAUGUGGAGUACAUGCCCUUCUGCUUCCAGAAGGUUCCAAAGAAGAGACUGAUAGAAGACCAGCAGUCCCAGUUGAACCAGUAUGAGUGUGCAGCGGGGCAAUGUGUGAGUGAGCUCCAGAAAGCUCAGCUACAGGUCCAGUCUCUCCAGGACAAGAUCCAGGACAGCGAAAUCAGCAACAAGAAGCUUCAGGAGAGCCUGAAUGAAAUGGAGACUGAGCUGCAUUCCAUCAGACAGGCAGCUCAAAGCCAAGAGAGGACCAUCCAGAGUCUUACAGAAAGCCUCACUACUAAAGAGGCAGAGACUCAGGAGCUGUAUCAGGUUAUAGAAGGUCAAAACAACACUAUGUGUAAGCUCAGAGAAAUGGCCCACCGCAACCAGCUCCAGAAUACCCAGGUUUUACAGGGGUGCGAUGCAGGCUCUGUAGCCCGGCUGCAGGGUGAGGUGGUGGGCCUACAGAGCUCUCUGUUCUGCUGCCAGCUGGAGCUGGAGUCCAGCCGGCGGGCCCAGAGGCAGAGCCAGAGGGAGGCAAGCGACCUGGCGCGUGCCAGGGACCGCCUCCAUGCCGACCUGGACGCAGAGCUGCAGCACAGGGAGACCACCGACAGGCACAACCAGGACCUGCGUAACACAGUCCAGCAGCUGCGUUCUGAGCUGCAGGUGAAGGAGGCUCAGCUGAGGGACAGUGAGAGUGAACAUCACAGUGAAAUUUCAGCACGAGACAAAACAAUCUCAGACCUGCAGCUCACAUUGAGGGACAAGGAGAGACUACUGCAGGAGUACUCUGAACUGUUGGAGCAACCUGCUGACACAGGCCGAGGUCGAGAUGCCCUGUUGGACAAACUGAAGAGCCGCAUACGUGAACGGGACAAAGCACUGGAGCGUGCCAUCGACGAGAAGUUCUACCGUGUGGAGGAGAAGGAGAGCGAGGUGCGCCGCCUGCAGCUAGCGCUCCGCGAGAAGGAGCGAGACCUUGAGAGGCUGCGCUACAUCCUGUCCAACAAUGAGGAGACAAUCACGAGUCUGGACGCCCUUGUACGCAGUAAGGAGCUGGAGGCGGAGCAGAACCAGGAGGCGUGUCGCAAGCUGCAGUGUCUUAAAGACCAGUGUGACAGAAACCAUGCGGUCGCAUUGCUUGAGAGAGACAGCAUCAUCAAACAGCUCCACACUGCACUGAACACUCGCAGCAAAGAGACAGAGGACCUGACUGCAGCACUGAUGACUAAGGGCUCCUCCAGCCCAGGUGGGCUAAUGGAUGAGCUCAGCUCUCGGCUGGCCCUGAAAGAGCGACUCUUCCAGGAGCUGCUGGCUGACCGCAGCAGGCAGAGCCAGGAGCACCACACGCAGGUCCAGGACCUGCUUAGCACCAUCAGCUCCCGAGACCAGUACAUCAAGGAGAGUGGUGAGAGGCUGAGGCAGGUGAUAGCAGAGCGUGCUGGGCAACUGCAGGAGCUGCGCAUGCAGCUGUCGUCACGGGAACAGGAGCUCAGUGAGGAGAGGCGAGAGAGAGACAGGGGGGCUUCACUGGCCAUGGAGAUGGAGAGAGUGCAGAGUAUACUGAGAGAGAAAGAAAGCCUCAUACAGGAUCUGAUGCAAAGCCAGGAAGAGACGAUGGUGACCUCCAGACCAGUGGGGGCAGUGCAGGGGCUGGAUGAGGGCAGCUCAGAACUAGAGUUUCAGGCUGUUAAAGAGGAGCUUCAGAUUGCCCUGAGGAAGCAAAAAGAGGCUGAGCGGGAGCUCUCCGAGCUAAGACCUCUGCUCAGUAAGCAUGAAGACCACCCAAGCACUGAGUAUCAGAGCACUCUGGAGCAGCUGGCAUCAGAGUACCAGCAGUUGAACCAGGCUCUCCGUGCUGAGAAGAAACUCUAUCAGAACCUGAGUCAGAUCCAGUCUGGAGGAGACAGCAGUGCGGAGAAGACCCGGGCGCUGCACAUGGAACUCGACACUGUUCAGGCCCUGCGAGGGCAGCUGGAGGAGGUCCUGAGCAAGACCCGCGACACAGCUCUGGCACUGGACAGGGCAGCUAAGGCCCAGGCUGACUAUGGAGAAUUCAGCUCGGACGAGGAGGAAGAGGAUGACGAGGAUGACGAUGAAGACGGUGGCAGUAGCAGUGAAGAAUUUACAGACAGCAUAGAGGAAGAUGAUGUGAAACUGACCGCUCGGAGUCUGGCUAGCACGCAGAAUGCUGGCAUGUCUGGAGGACCAGUGGGCGAGGGUCUAUCCCAGGGGGCCAUGCAGGGAGGAUGGCAGGACAAGGUAGCACAGAAGAAGAGUAAGGAAAGAGAGAUAAGAGAGAUUAAAAGCCAGCUCAGCCAGGCGGGCCACACCACGUGUUCUCUGAAUAGAAGUAAUCUACCAGGUCAGCAGGUGGCAAACCACAAACUGGAACAGAGCGGACUUGCAUCGGGAUCCGUGCUGGAGUCUGAAUCUGGACUGAAGACGGAUGGUAAGGUAUCUGUGAGGUGCAGAAGGUGGGAGCAGAGUGACUCGGACGGACUGAGGCCCCGUGGCCUGCCCCGACACAACCAGUACGCGCACGGACAGGAAGCGGAAGAGGAGGAAUAUGACGACGAAGAUGAGGAUGAGGAGGGUGAGGGUGCACGGGACCCCCGGUGCAAGUGCGGGGCCCCAAUCGUGACUCUGAGAGAGCGUUCAGGAAAGAGGAGAUGUACCAGACCUCACUCUCUGGACCUCGGGGUGCUCCUGGCUCAUGGGCUUCGAGGCAGUUACUCGGCGCAGGACCCAGGCGUGGAGCAGCAAGUGGAGGGCCAGAGUAGUGGCUCCAGUUCCAGCAGCGGGGUCGGAGCCACAGGGUUCUGGCAGCAUGUGGAGGCAGGCCUCCGGGAGCAGGCGGAGCGUCUCCGUAGUGACCUGGCCCUUAGUCGGCAGGAAAGUAGAGAGCUGCAGGAGAGACUGAUGGUGUCCGAAGCCACUGUCCACGCGCAGGCCGAGCAACUGAAGGACUACAGGGAACUACUGACGGAGACCGCGGUGCAGCGGGACAGUAAGCAGGUGCAGGUGGACCUGCAGGAUCUGGGCUACGAGACGAGCGGGCGCAGCGAGAAUGAGGCGGAGCGAGACGACGCCAGCAGUCCGGAGUUUGAUGAUCUGGAGAUGUGCACCUCCCUCUCACGCGAGCACUACGGCGACAGCGGCGUGGGUGGCGGCAUUAAACCCUGGACUUGCCGCGCCGACGGCCGCGGCGCGGUGCAGCCGGACGACGCGUCCUCGCUUCGCUGCCUGGUCCAGGACCUGCGAGCGCAGCUCUCCCGCUGCUACGGGGUGAUCCGGGGGCUACAGCUCCGUGUGCGCUCCCUCUCUGCCACGUCUGAUUACGCCUCCAGCCUCGAACGCACCCCGCGCAAGGUGAACUGGGCGCUCCGGGUCUCUCCGAGCCACAGCGCAGUGGAGGAGGAUGAGGGCUGGCAGUCGGACGGGCCGGCGCCAGGCGCGGCGCGGCCCAGCAGGGAGCUGCAGGAGCUGGUGUCACGCGUGGCCUCGCUGGAGGAGCAGGUUCGCAACGCCAGGCUGGAGGGGAACGGAGGUGCAGAGGAGGGCAAGAACACCACCUGGCCGGGGAAGUACAACACGCUGAUCCAGGCCCAGGCUCGGGAGCUGUCGCACCUGCGGCAGAGAAUGCGUGAGGGGCGGGGCAUCUGCCACAUCCUGACGCAGCAUUUAGGUGACACCACCAAGGCCUUCGAAGAACUGCUACGAGCCAAUGAUAUUGAUUACUACAUGGGCCAGAGUUUUAGAAAACAGCUCUCACAGAGCACUUCACUAGCACAGAGGAUCAGCAUUAAGAUCAAUGGAAGAGAUCGGACAGAGCUACAGGAUGAUAAAAUGGGCCAUGAACUGUUAGCUUUAAGGUUGAGUAAGGAGCUCCAGGAGAAAGACAAGAUCAUCGAGUCUCUUCACACCAAGCUGAAGCAGCACCCUGACACGCCCUCCAGCAGCCGCGCGCCCUCCGAAACCACAGACCAGUCUGACCGCACUUCCUUCGCGUCAGAUGACAGGGGCUCGACCAAUGAGGACCUGGAGCUGUGUUCCGACGUGGACGCUGUCAGUGAAUAUGCUCAGCAGGAACCAGCACCCAGACCUGAGGAUGCAGGUUUUAGUUUACCUCAUUCACUGAGCAGCUUCACACUGAUGGGACCCACACCUAUAGAUACCACCAGUUACACUCCACAGCUAUCCCAGCAUUCCCUGGGACAUCCCCUGAAAACAGAUGCGCCAUGGAGCACAGAUAACAUGUCUGAGCCAAUCAGAGGCCUUGCCGGAACACCUGUUUAUCAGUCGGGGAGCGGUCAUUCAGACAUGGGCCUGAUUGAAGAGCACCUGCAAGAGAUCCGGACCCUGCGGCAGAGGCUGGAAGACUCCAUCCAGACCAACGAGAGGCUGCGCCAGCAGCUCGAGUCCCGGCUGGCCGCCGUCGCCAGGGACGGAGCUGCACCCACUAACAUCUACAUCCAGGGCCUGGACACUGUCGCACAGCUGUCUAACGAGAUCCGAGUGCUGAAAGAGGAGAAUCUGAGUCUUCAGUCGACACUGCAGACCAGCAGGGACAGUAAUAAGGAGGUGGAGCAGUUACAGGAGGCAGUGCUGACUGGGCGUGCCCGACUGAAGCAGGCGGAGUUAGAGGCGGAGCAGUGGAAGGAGGAGCUGAGGAGGGUGCAGGCCCACAGCUGUGAGCAGAUCCAGCAACUCCGGCAGGAGAGACAGAGCAAUCAGGAGCACAGCAACAAGUUGCAGCACGAGGUCAGUCUGCUCCAGCAGCAGUUAUCUGAGAGCAGGCAGCUGUUACACUCUCUGCAGUGUGAGCUGCAGCUGUACGACCGUGUGUGUGCAGGAAACAAGAGCGCCCUCACAGGCCGCGCCUCCGAGCCGCCGUACCUGUGCGGUCCUGGCGUGGGCGAGCUGGCAGGGCUGCUGCUGGAGGCGCGAGCCCCGAGGCCGCAGCUACCAGGACAGCUGGCGGGAGCGGAGCCCCGGCCCACGGCCCUCGUCCCCGCCAGCCCGCUGCGCAACGCCCUCUACAGGAGACAGCUGCUGCACGACCCAUCCCCCUCCCCUCCUGUGAGGGACGUCGGUCCGUUCCCUGCGGGACCACCGUACUCCCCCUACGCUGAGCUCGAGGAGAUCUCUCUCGCCGCCAAUGACUCACUGGAGCCUCACGCAGAGCUGGAGGGCGAGGCCCCGGACGGUUCCUUCGCCAGCCGGAACGGGCGCCACACCAUCGGGCACGUGGAUGACUUCAGCGCCCUGCAGCAGCAGGUCCUGGAGGGCAGGGGCCUCGUGCAACGGAUGGAGGCCACGCUGCAGACAUGCAUGAACACCGCCGCGAUGGAGGUCAACGCUGGCCAGUCUCUGGACUAUGCCAGCGUGAGGACUCUGCUAGCCAACACGAAGACUCUGGGCCAGAUACUGGAGGAGGCGGUCUCUCUGCUCAAGAUGUUCUGGAGGGCGGCACUGCCCAGCAGCGAUGGCCCCGCCCACCUCCUCCAGAAGGAGCAGUCGAUGAGGGAGGAGAUACGUUCUCUGCGUUUGAAGAUAGUGGAGCAGGAGGAGGUCCUUCAGAGCACCAUACAGAGGCUGAGGACCACCAACCGCUCCAAAGAGAGCAUGGAGACCUUCAUCGUCAACCAGCUGUCCAGGACCCGAGACGUGCUGAAAAAAGCCAGGGCCAAUCUGGAGAAGAACGAGCUCAGGAUUUCCUCUUUAAGCUCCUCCUCUUCCUCCUCUUGCCACGGUAAAGUCCUCAAAGAUGCCUACCCAAGGGCUUCUGAUUGGGGUGGCAUGAACCCCGAGGCCACGGGGAGUACAGCCAAUCGAAAGGUCGCUGUGAAGCAGGUCAGGGAGUGCCUUCUUCAAGCAACCUCCUAAACCAGCCAAGACCAGACGCAUCUUCUCCAGCUCCCUGCCUUAUCCUCUCCUCUCCUCAGCUCCUUCUUCUCCUUUCCGAUCUGCUCCUUACCUCAGUAGAAAAAAAAAAAAAAGACUCAGUCAACCUGUAGUUUUGCCUUCUGCAAUGGAAGAAGCUUUGCGGGUGUUGUUGUGUGCGUCCUGGUCGCCAUAGAAUGUUUUUCCUCGCCGUGGCAACUCGUGGACGGUGCAAAAGUGUGGUUGCAUGUUAGUUCCGCGUUCAUGAGAAGACGCGUGCACGUUAAUGAUCCGCGUACAACACAUACCGAACCAUUGCCUAAAAGAUAACUGCUGCCACUGGAGACAAAUUACACUCUUUCGGUGCAGCAGUUUGCCAUUUAAGAUAAAGCUUUUUUUUUGCAACUGACUGCCAGCGAAUCCCCUUGAGAAACUCAGGGAUUUUAGGCAAAGAAACAUUAAAAGCUACACGUUUUUGUGAGCGGCUGUUUGACAAAGCCGUUCUUCAGGCUCCUCGGAGCUCGGACCUAACCGGUGCCUCCCCUGAAAGCCUUCUAGCUCUGAGCACAGUGAGCAGAAAACACUGUGCUUUGAUGGUUUUGGUAUGGUAAGGUCACAGUAGUGUAAAAAUCGCUGCUGAUAGAGUCCCAGAGCUUGGCUGCUCCUCACCGGAGCUUUAGCGCUCCCUAGAGGUUCACAUGAGCAUGUGCAAUAAAAUAUUGGUUACUCAAUGCAGUUGUGCCAGUUUUCAUCAACAGUGGAACUGAGUAUGUAUUUUUUUCUGAAGCUGAAAGACCGUCGGUGCAAUAUUAUGGCUAGUAUUACGAUUAUUUAUCAUCCUUUAAAACUACUGAUGUUCAUGGACAGUAUUUGCAUGCUGGAGGUAGAAAAUGAAAACAGCGCCUUUAUGUUGUUUGGUGAAACUCGCCAAUACUUGCCAAAGUUUGAACUACUUUCAUUUUCACCUCGUUCGUGCCAUUAAUCAAGGAGUUGGUCUUUCUGAAAUGCUUUCUGAAUAUCUUUUGGAAAUGCUUAGCUUGAAACCCUCAUAUAGUGCCAUUUCAACAACUUAUUUGGAAUUCUUAAAUGGAGGUGACAUUUCAGGCAUAUUGUGAUUCAAGUUGGAAAUAUUGUUAGUGCUUAAUAGCUGGGUCGUAUAAGCACAUAUAUUUUCUUUUUAAUGCUCAUAUGAGUAUAUAGAAACGGUGAUUGGACCACAAAGUAUUUUUGGGCCAGAGGUCUCCAGAUGUUGAGGACAUAAAAACGUUUGAGAAAUUGGGCAUUGAGCGGUAUAGCAUACAGCGUUAUCCUCCUGAGUUCAAAAGCAUCAUAACUUUCUCUAUGUCCAGUGAAACAGUGACAAACUUUGGCAAGGACCUGGUGGGACCAAUAUUAACCUACUGAUGCCACGAUUAAGUACCCAGUCACAGUUUGAGGAGUUACUUGCUAGCUGCUCGUAGGUUUCUGCUGUUCCAUAUCUGCUUUGUUCCUCCUUCCCCCAGUGCUGUAUAUAACCUGCUAUUUGAUGCAGUGUCAUUGUGUUGUUCACUAUGUUAAACAUGUGCUGUAUAUGCAAAGGUUCAGUAUCUGGGUAGCUGUGCAAUGCCAAGACAUUUAAUCAGUGUUAAUCCUUCAUUUUCAACUGUUCUGCUACUUUCAACUUUUUGAUCUUGUCUGUCCGCAAAUAAAUGCUUCCGUGUACAUAUUGCUAGCAACUAGUGUGUAGACUAUACUAAAGCAAGACUAAGAUGCCUUGUACCAUGAUCCUUAGGGGAUUGUAACGUAGUGUUUUUUCAUACCCCCCCCCCGGAUAUAAAGCUUCAGAAUAUAUUGCACUGCCCACUUUUAUGCCAGAAAAAAACUAAAGUUCAAGUUAGUUAUCAGCAGCAAAAAAUAAAAAUACAAUCUUUAAGCUUAUGGUUAGUCAUAGAUUGUGGCAUGUUUCAGAGCCACAUCUGGCCUUGUUUGCCCUCUGAACUAUUUGGAUCAGGAUUGUUUUGUUAAUAACAAAAAUACCAGACCAAUGAGUAUUUUGCCAAAAACAAAUUGGAGAAGCAUUUCAAAAGUGGAAUGGGAUGGAGCUGUUUUCCCCCAGGUAAUCGGAUAACUACAGCCAGAAAACCAUUCCUGAGAUAGAUCAACUUUUGGCUUAACUGCUUCAGCUUCUGGGAUUUUGUGAAUCAGCUAAGGAUUUGAUUUAAAAAGAUGUGAAGAAUACCAAAGGCAAGCCAUUACCGAAAGUGUAAAUUAGAGUGCAAGACAAUUCGGUGAGCAUAAGCAAAGCCCAGUGUCAGGCGGACAGACCUGUAACCACCAGCAUGGAAAUGUGACCUGGUGGUUCCAAGAACUGUAUGAUAUGUAUAUACUGACUGAAUUCUGAUUUGUUGCUGUGGAAACUAAUGUAUUUGUGUGAUGCAAUAAAAGGUCACUGAUC
This is a messenger RNA of Electrophorus electricus (electric eel), 10080 nucleotides long. Its product is annotated as myomegalin. Gene Ontology annotation, cellular component: Golgi apparatus; centrosome. Gene Ontology annotation, biological process: positive regulation of microtubule nucleation; centrosome cycle; regulation of Golgi organization. Gene Ontology annotation, molecular function: molecular adaptor activity. The record is from RefSeq and is a predicted model, not a curated record. NCBI's taxonomy places the organism in Eukaryota, Metazoa, Chordata, Actinopteri, Gymnotiformes, Gymnotidae.